GUCUCAUUGAACGAUCAAGAAGUAACCUACACUCUACAAAGCUUUAUUUGGCAUUGUAAAACAGCACAUAUAAACCUCACAUUUAAAUCAGAGCAACAUGAAGACUGCCCCAAUUGUUGCAGCUAAUACACAAAUUGGUGUACUUCUGAUUGGAACCGGUUUUGUUGGUUAUUUCUUUAAAGAGCUUCGCGAUUAUAACUCUGGAAAUUCUAUAUUAACCGAUGACGAUGCUUAUGAUCGUGGAGCAUAUGGAAGAUUCGAGUUCUACCUGUUCUCCACCUGUAUUGGAGUGAUCAUAUCAGUUCUUUCGAUUUUGGGAGCAGCUACAGGGAUAGUUGGGAAAAUGGGUGCAGGUUUAGCCAUGGCAGCGGUUCACGCAUUAUGGGCACUGCAACUACUGGUCUCAACAGCUCUGAUGGCUAAAGUCCUGGCUACAUACGAAGAGAAUGUAUUCCAAUGUGAAACUUGGGAAGCGCUGAAGUUAGAUCUCAACUGUAAACAUCUGAUUGGUGGAGUUGUAUGUGGUUUCAUCGGAGCUGUCAUCUUUAUGGUGAAUACGGUCGUCUACCUUUUUUGGUCGAGAAAGUCAACUGAGUAGAAGUUGGCAAUAAGAUUGCAGACGCCAUACUCCUUCACUUCAAUUUUUAACGAUUCUUCUCAGAAACUAUUUCUUAAUCUACACACUGAUGUGGAAACGUGCAUGACUUUGAGGUAUAUCUCGUGAAUUCACCGUUCGUAUAUAGAACCUAGUGCAUGAAGUAAAAUGUAGCCUGGAUUAAUAUAAUAAAAUUUUUCC
Molecule: messenger RNA, 796 nt
Organism: Dendronephthya gigantea
Lineage: Eukaryota; Metazoa; Cnidaria; Anthozoa; Malacalcyonacea; Nephtheidae
Exons: 5
Coding region: 98-598 (166 amino acids)
Cellular component (GO): membrane
Source: RefSeq, a predicted model, not a curated record